AUGUUCAGUCAGUGUUUGGUGCUGUCCCGAAACCGUUCGGGAGCUAUAAUCUCACACUCCCCAUUGCUUCUCAAUACUAGCUCCAGCACCCCUGCAUUAGAGGUUGUUUUAGUGUUGUGCUCGGCACUUAGAGCCACCUCUAGCGUAUCAACGUCUACCCACAUAUACCAGACUUCCCAUUAUUGA
Heterobasidion irregulare TC 32-1 is the source of this 186-nucleotide messenger RNA. RefSeq lists its product as uncharacterized. The coding region runs from base 1 to 186 and encodes 61 amino acids. Lineage: Eukaryota; Fungi; Basidiomycota; Agaricomycetes; Russulales; Bondarzewiaceae. The record is from RefSeq and is a predicted model, not a curated record. The transcript has 2 exons.